GUUGUUCUCGCAGCCGCACGCACUUGCGCGCGCUGCCCCGGCUCCUCGACCUCGUGUACGUCUCUCUGCACCCUCAUCUUCCUUUACAGGCCCCCCGCAAGAUCCAAGAUGUCCAAGGACAGCGGCGACGAUGCCGCCUCGCCUGCUGCCGCAACGGCGCGCGCCGCCUCGUCCAGCCUCUCCUCCUCCUCCUCCGACGGACACAAGCACGGCUUUCUGCCGCCCGUGCUCGGCCGCAGCACUAGCGAAGAGCAAGCGUCGGUCAUCGCAGCGGCCGUCGAGUCGCCCGAGGCCGACGCGGAGGCUGAUGCCGAGGCAGCCGAGGUGAAGCUCGAGCUGGAGCACCGCAGCGAGACGCUCGACGCUUCGGCCGCCGCUUCUCUCGCCACGCCUGCCUCACCGACGGCGAGCGCCACGAGCCUGUCGUCGCUGCGCCACGAUGCCCGGCUCUCGCUCGCCUCGCCCUCGCUCUCGCGCCCACCAUCUCCCGCCGCCGACGCCGCGCGCGCCGACAGCGACGCUCCCUCGCGCCCCACCGCCAUGCCGCACGCGGCCCCAGAAGCGGCGGCGUCUUCUAGCGCCGCCGCGAGCCAGAGUAGCGGAUCGGACGCUCCGCUGCCCGAGGAUGGCGCCUGUGCAGCAGCUGCGCCACCGCAGGUGCAGAAGCCACCCGCAGAGCAGGGCCUUGGCGCACCUGAGCAGAGGCGCCAGGCAGCACCUGAGCAGGCGCAGGCGCCCCUCGAGCUCGACUUCGAGGCGGCGCAGCAGGCCCGACCCACGUGCCUCGUCACGUCGCCCCGCGCGCCGGGCGCGGGCGACGCGUCGGGGCGCAGCGCCGGCCGCGUGUUGAUGUGUGCGUUGCCGCGCGCCGCGAGCGCCGGCAGCCGCAGCCGCAGUGAAGGGCAAAGCGGCGGUUGCCAACGGCCGCUCGGUGCUGCAACUGCGCCCGAGAACGAGGCGGACGAGCACUCCGCACGUUCGGUGCAGCGAGAUGCAGCGGCGGCAAAGGCCGCUGCCGUGGCGCAGCAGGAGCAGCAGGGCGCAGCAGCGGCCGGGAGCCGGGGCGCCGCGUCGGAGGCGCCUCCGCCGGCGCCGCUGCAGCAAGAGGAGGACGGGACGGAGCGUUCUAUCUGCGCCGCCGUCGAGGCCUCGAAGCAGCAGCCGCCGACGCUGCGCUCCGAGCGCAUCUCGUCGGGCGAGCAGACGGCGCAGUGGCGGCAGCUCGAGCAGGAGCACGAGGCGCGCCAUGCGGAUGCCGACUUGCUCGCCUCGUCGUCGUCGUCGGCGCCCUGCACGCCUGAGCCUAGUCGCGGUGCUGCAGCCUCCGACACGUCUGCAUCUGCGCUGCAGCUCGGCGCCGCUAGCCCUUCUCCUCCUCCUCGCGCUGCUGAUGCGUCGGGUGCUGAGCUCGCAGCCUCGGACACAGCAGGAGGAGAAGCAGCAGGACUCGCCACUUCGCUCCUCCCGACGCUGCCUCCACUCAACGUCCACCUCGCUCGCCUUCCCUCUGCGCAGCCCGCGUUCCAGGCCUACUCGUCGCCCACGCUCCCCUUACCUCUACGCCGCAGCUCUUCCCGCCAUACCCUGUCACCUGCCAUCCUUGCCGCCGUGCGCCACAAGCCGCAAGAUACGCUUCCCUCGACGCUGCAACGCAGCAAGACUUGCCUGGACGCCCCGGCGCGCCCUGCUGCGCCCCUACAAGCGAAGCAGCAGCAAGAGCGGCCGGCUUCCUCCUCUCCGCCCUCAUCUCCUCCUCCCAGUGAGCCUAGCUCCACGACCGCCAGCACCCUCAGCGCAACGCUCCACACCUUCUCUCGCCCUCCGCCAUCCUGCGAGUCGCGCCGCAGCAGCAGCGUCUGCUCGUCGCCGAGCACCUCGACCUGCCUCGACUGGGGCAGUGACGCUGCCUUCAUCCCGCGCGCCGCCCGCCUGGCAGCGGCAGCGCCGGCGCCCGAGCCGGAGAAGAGCAGCGGCACCAUGCAGCGCCUGCUGCGCAACAAGGGCAAGGAGCCGGUGCGCGCCGACUGGGAGGCCUUGCCGCCCGGCAGUCCGUCGCCCAGCAAGCGCCACGCCGACGCCGCUGCUCCCGCUGGGGAAAGCAGCAGCGGCCUUGGCGGCGGCGCGGGCAAGCUGGCGCGCCCGCGCAGCUGGAUCGCAGGCAUGGCGGGCAUGCUGCCUUCGUCCUCGUCGUCGCAGUCGCUCGUAGGUCUGCCGUCCGCUGCGCCGCCCGCGGCGCCCUCGCGCUUCGCCCGUGUGCGCGGCAAGUCCGUCGGCGCCGCGGCGGCAUGGGCGGCGGCGAGCACGCCGGACCUGCACGCCGCGCCGGGCGGCCCAGACGAGCAAGCCGCGGCGGAGCCGGAGCGCCGCUUGCGUCCGCCUCCCAUCUCCCAGCUCGUCCUUGCGCCGCACGCCACGUCCGAUCGCGCAGCGGCACUGGCGGCGCUGCGAGAUGUAGAGGUGCUUGCUGCGGUGGAUGCGCAGCACCAUCAGCGCGAGCUGCCAGCGCGAGAUGCACGCCAUCGACUGCGCUCCAUUUCGAGGGCAACGGCGGCGAGAUCGGUGCCCAUUCUCGGCCGGCACGACGCAGAUGAUGACGACGAAGACGCAGUGGCACCGCACGUCGUCGCCCCGCCCGCGCUACGCAGUGCACUGAAGCCCAGCGGCCCUGCCCACCUCGUGCGGGAUGCGCAGCCUGGCCCACUGCUGGUGCGCAACCUCGACACUGCGCCGCGCGGCAGCAUCACGCCGGCGCUGCGGCACGACGAUCCGAAGCUGCGCAUGACAAACCCGUGGAAGCGCAUGGAGUGGGGCGCGGCUGAGAAGGAGGACGCGCCUGAGCCGCUGCAGCCCAUGCGAGGCCUGGUCGACGCGAAGGACGAAGAGGAGCGAGUGGAGCACGGGAUCGCGGCCGAUCGGCAAGCUGGCACAAGCAGUGCAGCGGAGAAUGCCGUGCUGGACAUGCUCGAGGCCAUGAACUCGACCGUCGACACGUUCGACAAGCCAAGCACGCUCUUGCGCCUUGCGCCUCCCUCUGCGUCGCCCACGCGCUCGCAACGUCUGGACUCGGCAGGCAGUCGCUCAAGUGUCUCAACGACGGACAGCACUUGUCCACCCGCGCCCGCCUCAGCCACGCUCAGCCCCACGCGCCGCUCCGUGCGUGCGUUCGCCGAGGCCUUCGAGCAGCAGAGCGGGACAGGUGUGCCUUCGCCGCCGCUCAACGGUGGUGGCAGACCCGCGUCAAAGCGCAGCCAUUCGAGCUUCUCCGGCGCCUCGAGCGACUCGGCACGCAGCAGCGUGCGGCGGACGGUGCACGAGCUGCAGAGCCGCGACGACGCCGCCUCUGCGGCAAGCCAUGCUACUGCUGCCCUGCGUGCGCCGCACGUGCGAGGCGGCAGCGUCAGCUCCGGCACGGCAACGUCGUUCCGCUCCGCCAACAGCUCGCCGCCCAAGGCAUCGGACACUGCCACGCCCGCUGAGACGCUGUUGGGUUCUGCGCCGCGCCCUCGUCCGCCGGCGCGUCAGCGUCUGCACGAGGUCAGUGCCUCCAAGAUCGCCAGCUGCAGCACCGGUUCGUCAUGGCCGCGGCCUCGCACAAGGGCCCAGAGCCUCGUGCCCCAAGCUGCCGAUGGCUCCGACGACCGGCGCUCUCCAUUGCGCUCGCCUGGCGAGAGCAGCUUCACGGUGUCGUCGCAGGCGCAGAGCUCGUUGCUGUGGGGCAGCGGCAAGCCGACGCCGGACUCGCCUUCGACCAUCGCUACUUCGCCGGAGCUGCCGUCGAGCCGAGUCGGUGCCUUUGGUAACCGCGGCACAGGCGACGGCAAGCACAGCGCCACCUUUCCGCCGCUCCUGCGUCGCCUGCAGACGGACAUGACGGCUGCUACGUCGCUCAGCUCCGGCACAAGCCAUGCCAGCAAAGCCACUCAGGAGGCGGUUGAGACCAACGAGACCGCCUCGUCGUUGACGCAAGAGCGGCGACGCAGCGAGGCGGUGGGCUCGACGCGCACCACCUCGGUGCUUUCUGCUGCUUCUUCAAGCUCACAGCCGAACCUGACACGCCUUGCGAGCCAGUCAACGGCCAGCGCCGCGAGCUCUCGUUGUUCGCCGCUGCGCAAGAGGGAGGCGAGCUCGGAGAACCCCGCCUCGCCCAGCAGCGUCAGCUUCGCGCCGUCGGCCAUCUCCAAGGACGCCGUCGCCGACACCCCGUCUGCAACGCUCUUCCAGACGCCGCCGGCUCGCCUGCGCCUGGGCUCCACGGCCGAAGAGGGCUUCUCGCCGGCGCUGCUCAAGACGCCCUCGCCGACCAAGGCCAAAGACCUGAUCCGCUUCUUCGAGCAAGGCCAGAGCCCCGCAUCGCCCCGCACGCCGCGCGACGACGCGCCCGCCACGCCGGCGUCUGCCAUUGCGCAUCGUUUCCGCACCGCACUGGCCGCGUCGAACAGCAAUGCGUCGAUCAGCGCCGACGCGACGGCAGACGAGCUGUGCACGCCGCCGAAGCUGCUGUUCCGCCUGCCGGCCGAGGCCAUCGCCGGCAGCACCGAGGCAGACCCCGUAGCGCUCAAGCAUGCCGCCAUUGCGCGUGCUCGGCCGCGCAUGCAGCGCUCGCGCCUCGGCGUGCUCGCCGGAGCGGCGGCAGGCUCCGAUGCCGACGACGAGAAUGCGCCUCCCGACCCGGACUUCUCGCCCUCCGGGCCCUCGCCGCGCAGAGUGUCGGGUCUGCGCAAGACGAGCCGCCGCACUUCGUCGUCGCAUGACCUGUCGCCCCUGCGAGAUGCGCCUUCGACGUCUCCGCUGCGCCGCGAGCGUGCCUCGGCGCCGCCUCCGGGAGGCAUUGGCGAGCCGCUCAGCGAUGCAGCUGCACACACGGAGCCGAGCCCCACUCGGCGUCUCGGCGGCUUCAAGAGCAGCGUGCGCAACAUUGUCUCGGCGUUCUCCAACAAAGGCAGCUCGGGCGCCGACGGAGGUGCAGGAAGUGCUGCGCAAUGCCACUCUUGGGCCGGAGGCGACGCUGGCGGCGGCAGACCGCCAUCGGCCUGGCGCGAGUGGAGCCACGAGCAUCCGGGCAUCUCGCGGCAGGACACGACGGGCACACAUGCAACGGCCAAGACAGACGACGAAGGCAGCGUCACGACGGCGCUGACGAUGGGCACCAUUGCCUCGUACCGCCGGCGCUCCGAGACGGGCGACUUGCCGCUCGACACGCGCGGCGCGCUGGAGCUGAUCAGCGAGGCGCAGCAGCGCAUCCCGCCGCUGCGCCAGGGCCCGCUGUACUACUUCAACGUGCACAGCCGCGUGGCGCACUGGCAGCGCGCACAAGCCGUGCUGCUGCCGACGGCGCUGGCCCUCAGCUGGAUCCCCGCCGGCGGAGGGCGCGAGAACAUCGUCCUCGACCUGCGCGCCUGUCGCGAGGUGCACUCGGUGCCCGGCCCACUGCAUCCGAGCAGCCUGCGCGACGCAGGAGCCAUCGCUGCGCGGCAGCAGGACCUCAUGGUCAUCAGCUCAUUCCAGCUCAUCUUUGACGACGGCGUCGAGCGCUUGGCCGUCGACACUGCCACGGACCGUGUGCACUGGGUCAGCUCGCUGUGGGACGCGCUCGGUCUCGCGAGGGACGAGGCUCCUCAACAGAGCAUCUCUCCUGCCGAGCAAGCCACACCAGCCUCCGUCACGCAGGCUGUGCAACUCCUCAGCGAGCAGAGCAAGCCCUCGCAGCGCGUGCGCCGCAAGCCGGUGUCUACCAUCACGGAGGUCAGCUCAGAGCAGACGGCGGGCCAUCAGACGACUCUGUCGCGCGAGCGGCCGCUCUCGGACAACAACACGGCCGGCGGCGCCACGAUUGAGCGCAUCGGCGCCGUGUGGAAGAGCGAACUCUCGUCGGACAAGAGCGAGCGAGGUGUGCCUACGAUUGCCGCAGCGCUGGCUACUGGCCCGCCGGUGCCUCCGAAAGAAGGCCGCCAUGCCGCCUCUCGUCUCGCCAAGGCUUCGGGUCGUGGACGCCUGGCAGAGGCAUCUCAGCCACUCGCGUCGAAGGUCACUUCUGUCUCUCCCGGUGACGCGGCCCGCUCGCAGCCCGCGUCGCUCGAGGAUGUCAAUGCCUCUGUCGGUCGCCCGUCACGGCCUCGCACGCUCACGGGCUCGACGUUGCAGGCACAGUCUGACGCAGACGGCCUCUCGCAAGACAAGGCCGACUCCGAGCGCAGCCACGAUCCAUAUGCGGCAGGCUCGACGUUCACACCCAGCGAACACUACGAUGACUUCGGCCCGCAGUCACCGCCCAGCGACUUCACGUGGUCCUACAGCGAUGCCGGGCGCGAGCUUGUGCCGAGCGAUUCGGCGAGCCAGCGGCCGCCACGCAGCGACUACGAGGGUUCGGAGCGCCAUUACUCGGUGCGCGGUGCGGGUGGCUCCGCAGAGGAUGCGGCAGCUGCGCAUGCUGCCGCCCUCCGGCUGCAGGCCGAGACCGCUGCCUCACCAUCGGACGAAGAUCAGACGUCCGAGGAACGAGCUGUGACGCCUCCGGAUGCAUCAACGCCUGCGCAGGCCGUUCGCGAGUCGGCAGACGUCGUGCUUGCAGAAUACACGGCGCAUCUGCUCGACACGGUGAUCGAGGAGACGCAGUCGCAGGCACAGAGCUUCGCGGGUCGCUCGCGAGCUACGACGCGUCGCUCGUCGGGCAUGCGCUCCGCCUUCAUCGCCGGCGAGAUCCAAGAGGAAGAGGAGCUUCGCACGCCAUCUCCGCGCAAGCACGCACGCUCCGUGAAGAGCCAAGCUUCGUCAUCUGGCCAGACGACCGGCAGUGUGGGCUCACAGGACGUCGCACGGCUGCUGGAGUACCUCGAGACACAGCAGACGGAGCGGCAGGCGCGCGAUGCAGUGCUCGAGGAGCAGAUCCGAGGCUUUCAAGAUGCCAUCACGAGCCUGCAGCGCAAGGAGACUGGCUCAUCGAAGCGUAGUGCCCGCCGCAGCAGCACAACGUCGACGGGCGAGGCGAGCCUGCGCUCGGCUGCACGUGACGCUGAGCUCGCCGCCGUGCAGGAGAAGCUGGACCGCGUGCUGAACCUCGUUGGCAACGUCUUCGAGGGGCAGGCGAGGCUCGAGCGUGAGGCCAAGGAGCGCGACACGACUGUGCUGGCGACGCCAUCGGUCGUCGCCUCUCCUCCGCCGCAGGACCUCUCGCGCAUCGAGGACACGCUGCAGACGCUGCUGAAGCGCAUGCAAACCCCGGACGUGAGCUCGCUAUCGGGAGCGGCCUCCAGCUCGUCUCUGCGCGGCGGUCUGCCCGCCGUGCUGGACCCGGCCAACCGCGCCCGCUUCCUCGAGCGCGGCAACGUCAACAUGCGCGAGAUGAGCUCGCGGGACCGCGCCAUUCUCGCCGAUCGCCUGGUCGGCAGAGUCACUCGCGGACGCUCCAGCGCACCGGCUGCCGUCGAGGCGGAUGCCACGCCGCGGUCGUUCGUCAGCCAGUGGACUCGCACCGUCGCUUCGCCUGGCCUGGCAGACCUCGGCACGCCUGGCAUGUCUGCUUCCAUCUCGGACUCCGACCUGCUCACGCUCGACGACCGCAUCCCGCCGCGCAGCUGGAUCUCGGCUGAAGGCGUGCCCUGUCCUCCGCCGAACACCGACAAUGCCUCGCUGCUCUCGCGCGACGGCGGCUCGCGGCCGUCGCGGGAUCUCUUCUUCGGCGUGCCCGGCAGCUCCUCGCGCGCUGCUCCUCGCGCUGCGUUCGCGCCCGACGCAAGUCCAGUCAGCCUCGACAUGGAGGCGGAAGUGCGCCGACGCCGCGGACGCCAUCCCGAGACGGCAGUGCACGGCGGCGGCUUCUUCACGCCUCGCACGGCAAGCGGCGCGCCACAGGCUCCCGAGAAGGACGGACCGGUGCUGCGCCUGGCGCGCCAACGCAAUGCCUCCGACUCGACUGAUCACACCGGCCUCGGUCUCUCCCUGCCGGACAGCUCCAAGGUCGUCGGACGUGACAAGGUCGGAGCGGCCGGUGCAGCGCGCCCGGGCGACGAUCCUGACGGCACACCACGUCCGCCACCGACGCCCAGCACACCAAGUGCCGAGCUCUCCGCCGUGCUGCAGGCGAUCAAGGACAACGAAGAGGCGCGCACGGCGCAGCAGAAGCAGUCUGCCGACAUUGCGCGCUACCUCAACGAGCUCAACUCGUGGCUCGAGCGCGACGUCGUCGACCGCUCCAAGGAGUGGCGCACGCUCGUCACGGGCGUCACGCAGCUGCACGAGGAGCUGGCACAGCUCAAGGGCGGCGGCGUCGGCAUGCCGGCCGCAGCGGUGGCAGGCGCGAUGCUCGCCGGCGACCAGGCGCAUGCGGAUGGCCAGCGACCGGCAAGCGCUGCGAGAGGCUCGCGGCCGCUCCCCACGCCGGGCGCCGAGCAUUUCGCAGGUCCGCCGACGUCGCUGAUGCCCGCCGGCCGCGUGGCGCCGCCGCCGCCCGGUGCGCCUCCGGGCAAGGGCGUGCAAUUUGCUGAGCCUGGCGGCGGCGUAGCGGCGGGCCUCAUCAAUGCGCUGCCCAUCUCGCCGCCCAAGGGCAAGCCGGGCACGCGCACGUGGCACGCACAGCCCUCGCCGGGCGCGCUGCGCAACCAGGAUGUCUGGGCGACGUCGGGCUCGCAGCCCAAGGUGGACAAGGCGGCGCUGAAGCGGGCCAAGCGGCGCAAGUCGCUCUCGCGCAUGAAGCGCUUCGCCGCCGCGGCCGGCGGAGCGGCGCUGGUGCACGUGGCGCUGGCGGAGUGGGAGAAGCACAAGGCCGAGCAGCGCAACGAGGGCAAGCCGGAGGAAGGCGCCGCAAAGCCCGACGCCAGCGGCAAGUACCCCGAGCGUGUCGAGGUGCCGGACCACAUGGUCGCCGAGCUCAAGGAGGCGGCGGCCAAGGGCGAUGAGCACCAGCUGCGCGAGAUCGUCAAGAAGGCCGCCGAGGUCGGUGCAGGCGGCGCGGCCGUGGCCAAGAUCGCAGAGCACUUCAAGCAGAGCGACACGGCAGACGAGGCGACCGACGGCAGCGACGACGACUCGGACGACACGCUGGCGCCGUCCGACAUGACGGCGCGCGUGCAGGGCGACGCCACGUCCGAGGCGCGCCGCAGCAAGCGCAGCAAGGGCUCGGCCAGCUCGGCCGGCUCCGCAGCGGGCGCCGCGGCGGGCGGCGGGGCACUGGCGCUGGCCGUCGAGGAGAUCCUCAAGCACCUGCUCGAGAAGAAGGAGGAGGAGCAGCGGCGUCUCGACGAGGUGGCCCGGCGCGAAGCAGCGCGAGACGAGGCGCUGCGUGCGGCCGAGGCGGAGCGCGACGAGCGAGUGCUGACGCUGCGCGAGCGCGAGCGCAACGAGCUCGUCGAGCUCAUCAUGAGCAAGCUGGAUGCCGAGAAGAGCAGCCAGCUGCAGACGGCGGCGCAGGCGGCGGCGACGACGGACGAGUCGCUCAAGGCGCUGGCCAACGACCUGCUGCGCACCACGUCGGAGCAGAACGGGCGCCUCGUCGAGGCGGUGCACGCCGCCAGCCGCGAGAUGCUGCGCACCAACGUCGAGACGCACGCCGAGGAGCUCAAGCGCGUCCUCUCGCAGCAGGUCGCCGGCAUGUUCGAGGACGUGGGCAAGAUCCGCGAGGCCAAGCGCGCGCUCGAGCUCGAGAUUGCCGACCUCUUCAUGCUCAAGAGCCGCCACCUCGGCGGCGUGAUGCCGGUGGCGGCCAUGCCCAUGCCGUACCCGACGCCGAGCGUCCUGCCGGCCUCGCCGCCCGCCUCCGUCACGUCGAGCGUGGGCAAGAAGGCGGCCAAGGAGAGCGGGCGCGGCGCACUGCCGACGCCCGCGGCGCAGGUGCCGUGGGCCAUGCCCGUGCCGAUGCCCGUGCCCAUGGACUACGGCCCUGCGGCCGGCGCAGGCGGCGGCGGCGAGCCUCCGAAGCCGGCCAAGCGCGACUGGCUCUCGCCGCUCUCCUUUGACUUCUCGCCGCACCCGCGCAAGUGA
Messenger RNA from Tilletiopsis washingtonensis, 9972 nucleotides. RefSeq lists its product as hypothetical. The transcript is spliced from 5 exons. The coding region runs from base 109 to 9972 and encodes 3287 amino acids. The record is from RefSeq and is a predicted model, not a curated record. NCBI's taxonomy places the organism in Eukaryota, Fungi, Basidiomycota, Exobasidiomycetes, Entylomatales.